AUGUAUAGGUUAUGGGCGGCCACGGGUCAAACAGCACUCGAGAACGCCAAAAUCUGUCUGCUCAAUGCCACGUCAACCGGGUGUGAGAUUCUCAAAAAUCUUGUUUUACCGGGUAUUGGUAGUGUUACUGUCGUGGACCAUACCACGGUCAACGACACUGACAUUCGUGCCAAUUUCUUCCUAGAGCCUUCAAACAUUAACCAUUCCAAGGCUGAAUCAGCUGCUGCUUUGCUCAAAGAACUCAAUGAAGACGCGUCUGUUUCUUUUGAAAACAAGUGUGCUUCUGACUUGAUUCGCACGCAACCCGAGUUCUUUGAUCAAUUCUCAAUGGUGAUUGCGACCAACCUUGUUGAACAAGACGUUUUGGCUUUGGGCGAUAUCUGUGACAAGACCAAGAAAACUCUCGUGACCGUUCAUUGCAAAGGCCUUUUCGGCCUAUUUCGAAUCCAAGCACCUGAACAUGCUGUGGUGGAAACACAUCCAGAAAAUGUGAUCGACCUUCGUCUGGGCUGUCCUUUUAAAGAACUGCUUGCCUACGUAGAUACUAUUGAUUUGGACUCGUUGGAUCAAACUGACCAUGGACAUGUCCCCUUUGUCGUUGUCUUGCUCAAAUACGUCAAUGUGUGGAAGGAACAACAUAAUGGGCAGACACCACAAACCUAUGGUGAACGUAACGAGCUCAAGAAUUUGAUCAAGAGUGGUAUGCGUAAGUCAGACGAAGAGAAUUUUGAAGAGGCAGUAGCAAAUGUGUGGCGACUUUCAUCAACAAGCACGGUCGACUCUAGCGUUCGAGAAAUAUUGGAAGAUCCAGCAGCACAAAACCUCGAAUCGAAUUCAGACAGCUUCUGGAUUAUUACUCGAGCGAUCAAAGACUUUGUCGAUAACGAAGGUGAAGGUCAGCUCCCGCUUUCUGGCAAACUUCCAGACAUGAAAUCAGAUACGGAAAACUAUAUCGACUUGCAAAAUGUCUUCCGACAAAAGGCUAUGGCAGACCUGGCAGCAGUAAAGGAACGGGUUGAGAGAUUGCUGGAACAAUUAAAGAUGCCGAUAGACAGUAUACCUGAUGGUGUAAUAGAAGGCUAUUGCAAGAACGCUGCGACUAUUAAAGUGAUACGAUACCGAACUCUUCGAGACGAAUAUGUGACUCCAUCGACAGACAACUUGGUUUCAUGGCUAAGAGCGGAUGAAAACAUUAUUUUUUAUAUUCUUUUCCGUGCUGCUGAAAAGUUUGCUGCCAAACAUAACAGAUACCCAGGCGCAGCUGGAGGUAGCAAAGAAGAAGACAUCGACUUAUUGACAGAACAGGCAGUCGAGGUGCUAAAAGAUCUAGGUGUAAGCGAAGGCUCACAUCUGCUAGGGUCCGAGUUUGUACAAAGAUGUAUUAAGAACUAUGUUCAAUCUGCCGACCGAGAAAUGGCCAACAUGGCGGCUCUGAUGGGUGGAUUGAUUGCCCAAGAGGCUAUCAAACUGAUUACCCGUCAAUAUGUUCCUAUCAACAACACAUGUAUCUUUAACGGCAUUGCAUCCACUAGCAACAUCUAUGCUUUGUAA
Messenger RNA from Zychaea mexicana, 1551 nucleotides. Its product is annotated as putative NEDD8-activating enzyme E1 regulatory subunit. Gene Ontology annotation, biological process: protein neddylation. The transcript is spliced from 9 exons. Lineage: Eukaryota; Fungi; Mucoromycota; Mucoromycetes; Mucorales; Lichtheimiaceae. The coding region runs from base 1 to 1551 and encodes 516 amino acids. Gene Ontology annotation, cellular component: cytoplasm. The record is from RefSeq and is a predicted model, not a curated record. Gene Ontology annotation, molecular function: NEDD8 activating enzyme activity.